Messenger RNA from Lodderomyces pseudojiufengensis, 1122 nucleotides. RefSeq lists its product as uncharacterized. The transcript has a single exon. The record is from RefSeq and is a predicted model, not a curated record. Lineage: Eukaryota; Fungi; Ascomycota; Pichiomycetes; Serinales; Debaryomycetaceae. Gene Ontology annotation, cellular component: endoplasmic reticulum tubular network. The coding region runs from base 1 to 1122 and encodes 373 amino acids. Gene Ontology annotation, biological process: endoplasmic reticulum tubular network organization.
AUGGGAGUAUUCAAUCUAUUUGGUGGUAAAUCAGGAUUUGAUCCAAAUAAAUUUGAAAAAGAAUUAAAUUCAAUAGCAGAAAAUAUAAACAAGACAAAACAACAAUUAAUCAAAUUAAGAAUAAAUAAAAGAUCAAUAAAUAAAAAAUUGUCAUUAUUUAAUUUUAUAACAUACUUAUUAAUUUUUUUUUAUUCUUAUGUUUCAAUUCCAAUUGAUACAAUUGCAACAAAUAGGAUUCAAAGAUUUAUAAAAGGUCAAUCAAAAUUUAAUUUUUAUUUAUUAAUUGGUUUCCCAUUAAUUUCAAUUUUAAUUACUAAAAUUAUAAAUUUCAUAUUUAAAUAUUUAAUUAAUUCUCAAGAUCAUCAUUUAGAUAAUUUAAAACAAAGACAUAAAUUAAAAAUUGAUGAAUUAAAAAAGAUUACAAAAUAUAAUGAAACUAAUGAAUUAAUAAAUAAAUAUGAUGAUAAACCAAAGCCAACACCACAACAAUUGCAACAACAACAACAACAAUUCAUAAAUCAACCAAAUAAAAAUACCAAAUCCAAAAGUUUAAGAGAACAAGCAUUAAAAGAAUUGCAUUUAAAUGAACAACAUUUAUCAUCAAAUCAAUCACCAAUAAUUCAGCAACAAAUAAAUCAUACUCCCAAACCAAAUCUACAAACCUCAUCAUCUCCUGUAUCUCCACCACCCGCACCACAAAAACGUACAAUACAAGAUAAAUUACUUGAUCUUUUUAUUGGAUCAGAUAAUUCAGAAAGUAUAGAAAAUAGAUAUGCAUUAAUUUGUUCUCAUUGUUUUUCUCAUAAUGGUUUAGCUCCUCCAAAUUGUGAUGAUCCAAAUAAUAUAAAAUAUAAAUGUUGGAAAUGUGGUUCAAUGAAUGGUAAAGGAAUGUUAUUUGAUGAAAAUCAUUAUAAUGAUGAUCAACAUAGUAUAGAUGAAAAAAGCGAACCAAAGGAAGAAACUAAGGAAAAACAUGAAGACGAUGAUAAAACGGAAGAAAAUUUAGAUAUUCCUGAAAUGAUUGAAGUAAAGGAACAUUUAAAUGAGAAUGAUCCAAAAGAAAAAUCAAUUGAAGAAGCUGUUCCUGAAAUUGCACCAAUUGAAAAAGAAAUUAAAGAAUAA